This is a messenger RNA of Folsomia candida, 1602 nucleotides long. RefSeq names its product probable serine/threonine-protein kinase DDB_G0293292. Gene Ontology annotation, molecular function: ATP binding; protein kinase activity. The transcript has a single exon. The record is from RefSeq and is a predicted model, not a curated record. Bases 13 to 1602 code for a protein of 529 amino acids. NCBI's taxonomy places the organism in Eukaryota, Metazoa, Arthropoda, Collembola, Entomobryomorpha, Isotomidae. Gene Ontology annotation, biological process: protein phosphorylation.
GUGGCAAUCCAGAUGCAACUAUGCGGAGAAAAUUUACGAACUUGGCUCAACUUGGUAGAAACCAAACAAAAUAAUCUCUUCAUUCAACGCGACCAGGUUGAAAUUAUUUCAAAUUUAAUUUCCGGUCUGGAAUUUCUGCACAUGCACAACCUCAUGCAUCGCGACUUAAAACCUGAAAAUAUCAUGUUUACAGAAAAAGGGUGCAAAUUGCCCGUAAAAAUAGGUGAUUUCGGUUUAUGUCGUAAAAUUUCGCCUGAGGGGACGCAAACUGACUCACUGAGUUCCUAUGCAGGGACGAGAGUUUACAUGGCCCCGGAAUGUCGCACUGGACAAAAAGAUUAUUCUUAUCCCGCAGAUAUUUUUUCGGCAGGGCUUAUCAUUUGGGAAGUUAUGCAAUUCGUGAAAUAUAGCUUAUUCGAAAGAUUGGUGUAUGACGAGGAAGAAAAGCUAGUGAAGAGCCAUCCUUUAGCAGGGGAGGGCAUUCGGGCAGUAAUAAUUAGCAUGACGAAAAGGAAAAUUCAGCAUAGAUUGCCAAAUUUGAGAAGGGUUAGAAAUUACUUGCAAAUUUUGGAAGCACAAUUAGCAGAAAAAGUAGUAAAGGUAGGAAGUACGCAAGAAUUCAAAUCUACCUUGAUGAAAGCUGUUAGUGGGACUUCAAUUCUGUUACGUGAUGCAAUUUACAAAGGGCCAUUUUCCGUAAAUGCUGACAAAGUUGUUAUUACGGGUGAAAGCAUGGAGCGCACCAUUUUUCAGUGUGAAGGUCAAAAUUGUGUAACGUUUUUUGAAAACGAUUGCUCCAUUUCUAACGUUGCGAUGGUUUCCAGUAGGUUAAAUUAUGGAUUAGAAGUAAUCGGGAAUGGGAACAAAGUUGAAAAUGUCGCAUUUAACAGUCGAAAAGGUCUUUUAAUAUCCGGUAACAACAAUGUGGUUUCAAACAUUAAAUUUUCUCAUUGUCUAGAAGGCCUAACAAUAAAAGGAUGUGACAACAAAGUUGACAAAGUAGAUUUAGAAAAUAUAGAAAUUUUCGGAAUAAAAAUUCAGCCCCAAUCUUCUCGAAAUUCUGUAACAAAUGUCCGAAUUAUUGAUACAAAACUUGGAAUAUUGAUUGGUGGUAGCUCAAACAGUUUGGCUCAUGUUUCCUUGGUUAAAAAUAAUCAAGUGGAAGGGAAAUUUCGUGGCAUUUAUCUUUUCUCUGUAGGUGAAAAUAAUACAAUUCGUGGGUUAUCAUGCACAGGAUAUCAUUCCGAAGAGGAGGACUGGGGUUUGAUAAUUAGGUCACGAAAUACAAUGGUCGACCACGGUGAUGGCGUACCGGUACUUGUUCAAGCGUCCAAUGCAACCUUGACUGAUGUUCAUUCUGGGGGUCAAGUUAUCCUCGUCGGGACGAAUGCUGUCCAAGCCAAAUUAAUUCGUUGUUCAGGAAGCAAGUUACUAACGCAUCUGCCCAAUUUUUCCAUGAAAGGUUGUGAUUUUGAGAGUCAUUUAGGCUUGGAAAUAAUUGAAGACGUGCCAUUGAUGAAGAAAUGGUUAGAUAAUAGUGAAAAUGAUGAAAUUCUUAGUUAUGAUUUCGAUAGUGAUGAUGAGUCAGUUACGAGUUUAUGA